Molecule: messenger RNA, 641 nt
Organism: Hibiscus syriacus
Lineage: Eukaryota; Viridiplantae; Streptophyta; Magnoliopsida; Malvales; Malvaceae
Product: G-type lectin S-receptor-like serine/threonine-protein kinase At1g11410
Exons: 4
Coding region: 145-576 (143 amino acids)
Biological process (GO): protein phosphorylation
Molecular function (GO): ATP binding; protein kinase activity
Source: RefSeq, a predicted model, not a curated record
UAAAAAUGAAAUUCUGCUAAUAGCAAAACUUCAGCACAGGAAUCUUGUAAGGAUGUUGGGAUGUUGCAUUGAGGGUGAAGAGAAGAUGUUAAUCUAUGAAUUCUUACCAAAUAAAAGCUUAGACUCUAUCAUUUUCGCGGUUACAUGUCGCCAGAGUAUGCAAUGGAAGGACACUUCUCGGUUAAAUCCGAUGUUUACAGCUUUGGCGUCCUGCUGUUGGAGAUCAUCACUGGAAAAAAGAUUAGCAGUCCUUUUCCUGAUAGUCCGUCUUUGAAUCUGGUGGGACAUGUUUGGGAGCAGUGGAAAGAAGAUAGAGCCAUGGAAGUUGUUGACUCGACCUUAGGUGAUUCAUAUUCUGCAGAUGAAAUCUUGAAUUGCUUUCAAAUUGGGCUGUUGUGCGUCCAAGAACAUGCAACACAGAGACCAACGAUGUCUACAGUGGUUUCUAUGUUGAGUAACGAAUCAACUCUCCCGUCGCCGGAACAACCUGCAUUUAUAGAGAAGAAAAUCAUAACGGCGACGGGUUAUCGACUAGUGAAGAAGCUAACUCCGAAAAUAUUGUGUCGAUCACUAUGAUCCAAGCUCGCUAGUAAUAAUAUAUUUAGACUUGUAACGGUCUAAAUACGUUUAAGUUAGUUAUA